AUGAUAACACGACAAUCGCGAAAUGACGUCGAAGCACAAGGAGAACAAACCAUCGCACAAAACGACAUCGAGUCAACAGAAGCCAAUUUCAAAUCGUUGUUGAGAAAGCUCGCUUAUUUUAACCGAUCUACGGCUGAUACUCUAGAAAGUGAGUACGGAAGUGACAAAAUAAACAGACAAUAUACAUUGCUUAAAACCAAGCUGGACGAAGCGUAUGAUUUAAUACAAACUAUACAAGGUUUAAAGUUAGAUUCCGGCGAGAGCGACGAAGCAAUCGAUCAGUGGACUCAAGAAAGGAAAUUACAAGUGCAACCCUAUGAAAGUGCGGUCGAAAAGCUCGAUGAAAGGCUAAAACAUGACGAAAGUAUACGCAAGGGAAAGGCUCGUAACGACAAGUUAAACGAGGAAUCUAUUAUUCGCGACUGGAUGAGGCAAGAAGAACAGGAAGCUGAGAACAAUAAAAGAAUUCGUGAGGAAAAAUUCGCUUUACAACUUGAGGAAAAGAAAUUGGAAAUAGCAGAAAAGAAACGCGUGAAAUCGAAAUUACCAAAUUUGCAAAUAUCCAAGUUCCAAGGAACAUAUCUUGACUGGGUAAGAUUUUGGAGUCUUCUUUCAACUCAAAUUGAUCAAACAUCCAUUCCAGAUGAAGCUAAAUUUUCGUAUUUGAAGGAACUUGUCAUACCCAAGGUACGUGCAACAAUUGAGAAAUUACUAGCUGACGGUGUAGGGUAUAAGAAAGCCAAAGAAUUCUUAGAAUAAAGAUAUGGUGACUCUAGUGAAGUAGUGAGUGCCCAUAUUCAGGAAAUGUCGUUGCCAAUUAUUGCUGGAAUAUCAAGACCCAAGAAACACAAUUUUUACGACAAACUUUUGGGACAUGUUCAAGCGUUGGAAGCACUGGGGAAAUUGGAACAAGUUGCCGGUAAUGUGCGAAUGACCUUGGACAAAUUAGUGGGUAUCCGAGCUGAUCUAAUUAGAGCUGAAAAAGAAUGGAAGAAAUGGACCUUUACUGAACUUGUCGAAGCUUUACGUCAGUGGGUCGAGCGCAAUCCCCUACAACCUGGAGAUAAAGAUGGCGGUCAACAUCCAAAAUUUAAGCAAAGAGAAAACCAAUUUGCAACAAGAGAUCACUUAAAACAACGUCAAUCUGUAUAUUGUGAAAACGACGACCAUAGAUCAGUGGAAUGUACCAAAGUUGUCGAUGUCGGAGAGCGAAAGAGAAUCCUGAGCAUAAAGAGACGGUGUUUUAACUGUACGGGAGAAAAACAGAGCAAGAGAGUGCAAAAGCAAUACCCAAUGUUACAAGUGCCAACGUAAACAUCAUACAUCCAUUUGUGACAAAGCUGAACCAAGCCCUACAAUGUGCCAACCGAACCAAUCCAACGUGAUAUAUCCUGUAGUGGUUGUUGAAGUAGAAGGAGUAAAAUGUCGAGCGUUACUGGACACUGGUUCAGGAAAUUCUUAUGUAUCUGCUACGUUGAUGAACUUAACAAAAAAGAAGCCAAUUAGACAAGAGAUCAAAACCAUAGAGAUGAUGUUGCAUACCACUUCGAAGAAGAUUGAUGUUUACAAUAUUGAAAUCACAAACAUUAAUAAAAACUUUAGCAUGUCGUCUGAAGUGAAUUGUGUUGAUCGACCAGUGCUACUGACCUUGCAAAAUCCACGUUAUAGAGAAGUUAUUGCCAGUAAUUCACACCUUGAAGGCACAGAGAUGGACGAUGUUGAUACGAAGCCAAUGUUGCUAGUUCACAUGAUACUGGGUGCCAGUGAUUAUUCACGAGUCAAAACAAGCACACCUGCCAAAAUUGGAGGUGAUGGAAAACCAGUGGCUGAGAGAACGAGACUCAGGUGGACAAUCAUGUCGCAGGGACGGGAAAUACAUCACUCAUAUUUAAUGUUAGGGAGAAGCACACAUGAAGACUACAUGGAACUUUGUAUUUUAGAUGUUCUGGGGCUCAAGGAUCCACCUGAAGGUGAUCAAACAACCGUGCUUGAGGCGUUCAAAGAACAGUUGACCUGGAGAGAAGAUGGAAAAUACGAGACAGCACUACCAUGGAAAGCUAGCCAUCCCAAAUUACCAACCAACAUCAACGUUGCGCGACCGAGAUUUCAGUCACUACUGAAGCGACUGGAUAAACAACCUGCCUUACUUGAGACAUACCAUCAAAUCAUCGAAGACCAAGUGGAACAGGGAAUUGUAGAGAUUGCACCAACAGAACCAAACGAGAAGCACGAACAUUACAUUCCACAUAAACCUGUCGUUCGGGAACAAGCAGAAUCAACAAAAGUUCGUAUCGUCUACGACGCCUCCGCAAAGGUUAACGAAGAUAGUCCGUCAGCGAAUGACUGUCUAGAGAUUGGCCUUCCACUUCAACGAAAGUUGUUAGAUAUUCUUUUGCGAAACCGAGUUAAACCUGUGCUAUUAGCUGGAGAUAUAAAGCAAACGUUUCUUCAGAUUGUUAUCAGAGAAACCGAACGUGACGUUUUAAGGUUCCUGUGGAUAAAUAACUUGCACACCAGAGAAGAGAAGAUCUACCGCAUGACAAGACUUAUGUUUGGUCUGGGUCCAAGUCCAUUCUUGGAUGGACAUUGAACGUUCAUCUAGAGAAGUACUCACAAGAUCAUCCGAUUUGUGUUCGAGAGCCUAAACAUGGUACAUACGUCGACGAUAUAAACAUUGCAAGCGACACAGUGAAAAAACGAGAGAAAUCAAAGAAGAUGCUGUAA
Messenger RNA from Paramuricea clavata, 2724 nucleotides. NCBI's taxonomy places the organism in Eukaryota, Metazoa, Cnidaria, Anthozoa, Malacalcyonacea, Plexauridae. The record is from the annotation of a GenBank genome assembly.